Callorhinchus milii (elephant shark) is the source of this 14358-nucleotide messenger RNA. RefSeq names its product dynein axonemal heavy chain 10 (gene dnah10). NCBI's taxonomy places the organism in Eukaryota, Metazoa, Chordata, Chondrichthyes, Chimaeriformes, Callorhinchidae. The record is from RefSeq and is a predicted model, not a curated record. Gene Ontology annotation, cellular component: dynein complex. The transcript is spliced from 79 exons. Gene Ontology annotation, molecular function: dynein light intermediate chain binding; minus-end-directed microtubule motor activity; ATP binding. Bases 1 to 13992 code for a protein of 4663 amino acids. Gene Ontology annotation, biological process: microtubule-based movement.
AUGGCUCUGGACGACCCGCGGCUGGAAUGGAUGCGGGACCGGGUUUACAUGGCCUUCGGCAUCUCGGAGCCCGAGGCCUUCGAGGACCUGGUGAACCGGGAGGACGGCGCCCAGGAGCGGCUCAUCCUCAACUUCCUGAACGAGACGGACACCGAGGACAACCCGCUGGCGCUGCUCUUCUUCAAGACCACGCGGAUGGUGGAGGAGGAGGUGGAGAUGGAGAUAGAGCCUGAAUCGGAUAUGGUUUGGGAAGCAGAUAAUGAAAAUCCUCCAGCUCAGCCAGACACCAAAGGCCCAGAGCCAUCAUCUGAAGUGUUGAAUGUAGAUUUGGUGGAAGUACCUUCAGUGGACAAGAAGGAAAAAAUCAAGAAGAAGCCAAAAAAGGACAAAAAGGAGAAGGAGCAAAAGAAGGAGCUAUCCUUGGCGGCAAUCCAGCCGCUGGAGGUGGAGAACCAGAAGGUGGACACCCCAACACACAAUGAUUUGCCUCAGAGUCCAUUGACUGAUGAGAACCAGCCUGAGGUGGACAGUGAACAGACGAAACUCCCCACAAAAAUCGUCAUCCAAAUGGUCCAGAAAACAGUGUUGCACGUUGCCCUCGAUCUGAUUCCCGAGCACUUCCAGAACCUGGACUGUUUCUAUUUUCUUAGGAGUAAAAAAGAAACCAUUAGUGAGCCCAGUGACAUGAAGGAGACCAACGAUAUGAUGCCCAGGAUGGUGGAGGUCGGGAUGCUGAAUGGACACUCUCUGUUAAUGUUACACCAAGUCUUCACACAGGUCUACAUGCCACUCGUGUCAUAUCAACAGCACAGAAUGACUGACUUUAGGCAAAUAUCUGCCCGAUACAACAGCUAUGGGAAGAUGCUUCAGGAUAAAGAGGGGGGCAACACCAGUCUGGGUGGAGGGGAGCCCCACGUGGACUUACUGAACGUUCAGGACCCACAGAACAUUCAGUUCCUCAGGGACGAGUUCCUGACCACAGUGCAGAAGUUUGCCAACAAUAUCCAGAGAACCAUCCAGCAAAUAGAGGGGGACAUCAAUCUGGAGAUCCCACCAAUCGACCUGGAAGCAGAUAUUAGCCAGUAUGUCAAUGACUCAAUAAUGGUGGAGAAGCUGGAGCAGUGUAUAAUGAACUGGCAGGUGCAGAUCUCAUCUGCCAUUGAGGAACAGCUGAGAAAGCAGCCUCAGGGUAACAAUCCAUUGGCAGAGAUCGAUUUCUGGCGUGAACGCAAUGCUACCCUGAGCGCACUGAGUGAACAGCUGAAGCUCCCGGUAGUGAGGAAAAUCCUCAAUGUGGUGAAUGAAGUGGAUCAAGUGGCCAUACAGAACCUGGACCUGAUCGUGGCUGAACUCAACAAGUACCAUGUGGAGGCUGCCGACAAUGUGCGCUUCCUCUCCACCCUCGAGAGACAUUUUAAGAACCUCGCGACCGGCACUGGCUUCCACAUCCUAAUGGACACCAUCCCCUCCAUGAUGAACGCCCUGAGGAUGGUCUGGAUCAUCUCGCGCCACUACAACAAGGACGAGCGCAUGGUGCCGCUCAUGGAACGCAUAGCCUGGGAGAUCGCAGAGCGUGUCCGCAAAGUGGUUAGCGUGCGGACGUUAUUUAAUAAGACCUCAGACAGAGCGAAAAGAAGCACCUUGGAAGCAAAGCGGGUACUGGAACUGUGGAAGGAAUCAUACUUCGAUGUCCGAGCUAGGAUUGAAGCUUCAGGAAGGGAUCAGCGUUGGGAAUUCGAUCGGAAACGACUAUUUGAGAAGACGGAUUACAUGAUCACCAUCUGCCAAGACCUUCACAACAUCUUACAGAUUCGGGAAGAAUUCUACAACAUAUUUGGAUCAGAGCUGAAGGCGGUAACCGGAGACCCUAAGCGCAUUGAUGACGUGGUGCAAAGGGUUAACGACCUGGUGCUCCCCAUCGUGGGGCUAACCUUUGAUCAGUUUAACACUCGCUACUACCAGAUGUGGAAGAUUGUCAUGGAGAAUUUCAACUCUCAGGUUCAGGCAAUCGAAGGCGAAGCAAAGAACUUCAUUGACGAAUCGUUCAAGACUCUGCGGUCCGCCGAGGCAGCAUUUGACAUGCUGCUGAGGUUUAAGCACAUCCGCUCCCGGGAAGCUGUCAACAAGCAGAUGAUGAGAAAGUUCAAUGACAUCCUGACCCAGUAUUGCAAGGAGGUUGAUAUUGUGAACAAUCUUUUCACUAACCAUAUGGAAAACCCUCCCCUGUACAAGAACCAGCCUCCCAUCGCCGGUGCCAUCUUCUGGGAGCGCUCGCUGUUCAACCGCAUCAAACAGACCAUUGUUCACUUCCAGGAAAUGCCUGAGAUGUUAGCCAGCGAGCAGGGCAAAGCCGCUAAAGCAAAGUACCUGGAGUUGGCCAAGAGGAUGAAGAUGUUUGAAGAAAAGAAAUACGAAGCGUGGCUCGAGGAGACCCACCAGAUGCUGCCAGUUCUCUUGAAGCAGAAACUACUGUUGAAGAAUUUACCCAACCCCGCUGCUAUGGGAGGUCUCAUCUUCGAUCCUGACGAAUGGGAUGACCAGACGUCCCACUAUGAGGUGAACUUCUCCCCAGAGCUUCAGAAGAUUAUCACUGAGACCAAGUACAUGGAGCAGCUGAGGUUUUCCGUGCCUCAGCUGGCCAGAAACGUGGCUCUGCAGGAACACAAGUUUCUCCGCUAUGUCACCGGCCUAAAGAACCUGCUCAGUCGCUACCACAAGCUGCUCAACUCACUGAAUUCAGCAGAGACCCAGCUCCUGGAGCUGCACAUCCAGGAACUCCAGCGCAUUGUGCGGUCAGGGUUCAAAAGGCUGAACUGGAACUCGCUAGGUAUCAACGAUUACCUCAGUCGGUGCGAUCAAGCAGUCGGAAAGUUUGAAUCCCUCCUGAACCAAAUACACAAGAACGCCAAAGACAUCAACUCCAAGCUCAUGUCAAUGGAAACCGUGGAUCUGUUCAAAAUACCAGGAAGUUUUUCAACCAGAAAGAACCUGUCGGGAGUGAAGGAGUUCUACGAGUACGUGGAACAUGAGCGGAAGAAUGACAUCAUGAUUCUGGUCAAUAAGUACAAAGCCAUUGGACCCCUGCUGACCAAGGUGGAGGGCCUGGUCAUGCAGACCAACACCGGCAAAGCGUACAAGAUGAGCUACUAUUACUCCUAUUGGGAGCGCCGCAUUUAUGAGAGCCUCAUCAAAAUGAUCCUGAAGAAUCUGCAGCAGAUCAAUUUCAAUUUCCUUAGCUACACGCCUCUGUUCCAAGUUGAAACUAUCCUCUCCGCCCCCGAGAUUGUUCUAAAACCCAGUUCCAACGAGAUCUACAAACUCACUGUGCAAAAUAUUAAAGACUGUGUGGAAACGACCAAGCACUUCAUCCGCUGGAAGCAUGGAACGUGCAUUGAAUGUCCACCCAAGUUCAUUGAGGGAGAGGACGAGCCUUUCACCUUCAGCUUCUACAGCGAUGUAUCUCAGAACACUCAGAUUAUCGAGGUGGCAGUCAGCAUCACCCAGAACCUCCACAAGCUGCUGAGCUCCCUCAGCAAGUACCUGAACCGAUGGAAGAGGUACCGGUCUUUGUGGAAGCUGGACAAGGCCAUCGUGGUGGAGAAGUUUGCAGUCAAGAAGCCAUCUUGCGUCAGCUACGACGAGAAACUGCAGUUUUAUACCAGAAUAGGCGAGGAGGUGACCCAGCAAGCCCUGAUCAAAGACGAACAGUGCAUUCGGCUCCAACUCAAGCCUUUAGCUUUAAGCGUGCAGGAAAAUGCAAAGGCCUGGGUGCAUUCUCUGGGCUAUUUUCUCAACGAAUCCGCCAAGCAGGAGCUGAACAACCUUAGAAACGAGCUUGAGGAAUUGUCCGUCUCUCUAAAGAAACGUCCGGACUCGCUGGAGGAUCUGAAGUUCGUGCUGAGUACCAUCGCUAAAAUCCGAGACAUGUCUCUGAUGGUGGAACUACGCCUGCACGAUAUCCAGGAGAGAUACCGCACCCUCAAUAUGUACGGCAUUCAGACCAAGGAGGAAGAGAAAUUGCUGCAGAUGAAUAUCCGAGUCAUCUGGGAUGCGCUCUUCCUGGAGUCCCGUAAAAUUGACUAUCGCCUGGGCAGCGUGAAGAAGAAGUUCACUCGGAUCACCACAGUCCAGACCAAGGACUUUGCAGAUCAGCUGGCUGUCUUUGCGACAAAGUUUCACUCCGAGGGGCCUGGUGCUGUGGGAGAGGACCUUGACCAAGGUCUGGAGAUCUUGGUCAAGUUUGAAGCGGAGGUGUUGGUGUUUGAGAAGAAUCGGCAGGAGCUGGCAAACGCAGAGAAGCUCUUCGAUCUGAACAUUACCCUGUAUCCUGAUCUGCUGAACAUUCAGAAGCAGAUGAAGGGACUGAGACAGAUCUAUGACAUUUACAAGAUGCAGAAGAUCGCCAAAGAGGAAUGGUCACAGACCCUCUGGGUGGAUCUGAACGUUCAGCUGCUUCAGGAAGGAAUUGAAGGCCUUUUAAAGUCUUUCAGAAAGCUCCCCAGGGAUGUCCGUAGCCUGUCAGUUGGCUUCUAUUUGGAGUCUAAGAUGAAGGAGUUCAAGGAAUCCAUCCCGUUACUGGUGGACUUGAAAAACGAGGCCCUGAGAGCCAGGCACUGGAGAGAGUUGAUGGAAAGGACCAACACCGAUUUUGAAAUGCACCCGGAGACGUUCACGCUAGAGAACAUGUUCGCCAUGGAGCUGCACAAGCACAGCGACGUGAUCGGCGAAAUAGUCACCUCGGCUGUCAAAGAGCUGAGCAUUGAGAAGGGCGUGAAGGACGUGGUGGAGACCUGGGAGUCCAUGAAGUUCACCGUGCAGAGGUAUUACAAGGGGACACAGGAGCGAGGCCACAUCCUGGGGUCUGUGGACGACAUCCUGCAGAUCCUAGAUGACAAUGCCAUGAACCUGCAGAGCAUGUCCGGCAGCCGCUUUGUGGGCCCUUUCCUCGCCCAGGUGCAGGAGUGGGAAAGGAACCUGUCUCUAAUCAGCGAAGUGAUUGAGGUGUGGCUGGUGGUGCAGAGGAAAUGGAUGUACCUGGAGAGCAUCUUCAUAGGCGGGGACAUUCGCUCACAGCUGCCGGAGGAAGCCAAGAAAUUUGACAACAUUGACCGAUUGUUUAAAAAGAUCAUGACCGACACAGUGAAAGACCCCGGGAUAAACCGCUGCUGCCAGGCUGCCAACCGGCUCAACGACCUGAAGAACCUGUCCGACGGCCUGGAGAAAUGCCAGAAGAGCCUGAACGACUACCUGGACUCCAAACGCAACGCCUUCCCCAGGUUCUUCUUCAUCUCUGACGACGAGCUGCUGAGUAUUCUCGGCAGCAGCGACCCCGAGUGUGUUCAGGAGCACAUGAUUAAGAUGUACGAUAACAUUGCGUCCCUGCGAUUCCAAGAAGACAACAGCAACGAGCUCAUGGCCACCGCUAUGCUCUCUGCGGAGGCCGAGGUGAUGGAGUUCAGGCAGGCUGUGCUCCCCGAGGGCCGGGUGGAAGACUGGAUGACGUUGGUCCUACAGCAGAUGAAGAAAACCAACCGGCGCAUUACCAAAGAAGCAAUCUUUCAGUACGGGGAAAAGAAGACCAGAAAUGACUGGAUGUUGGACUAUCAGGGAAUGGUGAUACUUGCUGCCACUCAGGUCUGGUGGACCUGGGAGGUUGAGGAUGUUUUUCGUAAGGCUAAGAAGGGAGAGAAACAGGCCCUGAAGCUGUACGCCAAGAAGAUGCACAGACAGAUCGAUGACCUGGUGACCCGCAUCACAGAACCGCUGAGCAGAAACAACCGCAAAAAGUACAACACAGUGCUUAUCAUCGACGUGCACGCCAGGGACAUCGUGGACACCUUUGUCAGAGACAGUAUCAUGGAUGUACGAGAGUUUGAGUGGGAGAGCCAGCUACGCUUCUACUGGGACCGGGAGCCAGAUGAGCUGAACGUGCGACAGUGCACGGGAUCCUUCUCUUAUGGCUACGAGUACAUGGGCCUGAAUGGUCGUCUAGUCAUCACUCCCCUCACAGAUCGCAUUUACUUGACACUCACCCAGGCGCUGUCGAUGUACCUGGGCGGCGCGCCCGCAGGACCAGCAGGAACAGGCAAAACCGAGACCACUAAAGAUCUGGCUAAGGCCCUUGGGUUGCUGUGUGUAGUGACAAACUGUGGGGAAGGCAUGGAUUACAAAUCGAUGGGGAAGAUUCUGUCCGGCCUGGCACAGUGCGGGGCGUGGGGUUGCUUUGAUGAGUUUAACCGGAUUGAUGCUGCCGUGCUGUCUGUCGUCUCAGCUCAGAUCCAGACCAUCCGCAACGCGCUCAUGUAUCACUUACAGAGAUUCCAGUUUGAAGGCCAGGAGAUCACUCUGGAUAGCCGCAUUGGUAUCUUUAUCACCAUGAACCCUGGCUACGCCGGCCGCACGGAGCUCCCAGAAUCGGUCAAAGCCCUCUUCAGGCCCGUGGUGGUCAUCGUGCCUGACCUUCAGCAGAUCUGCGAGAUUAUGCUCUUCUCCGAGGGCUUUCUCUUGGCAAAGAUCCUGGCGAAGAAGAUGACGGUGCUUUACAAGCUGGCGAAGGAGCAGCUUUCCAAACAGCAUCACUACGACUUUGGGCUGCGAGCUCUCAAAUCGGUGCUGGUCAUGGCCGGAGAGCUGAAACGUGGGUCCCCAAACAUCCACGAGGACGUGGUGUUGAUGAGGGCAUUGAGAGACAUGAAUCUGCCCAAGUUUGUCUUUGAGGACGUCCCUCUCUUCUUGGGGCUGAUCUCUGACCUGUUUCCGGGGCUGGACUGCCCUCGUGUUCGCUACCCAGACUUCAACGAUGCGGUCGAACAGGUGUUUCUGGACAACCACUACAUAUUACUGCCCAUCCAGGUGGACAAGGUGGUGCAAAUGUACGAGACCAUGAUGACCCGACACACAACCAUGGUGGUGGGACCCACCGGCGGGGGGAAGACCGUGGUGAUUAACACCCUCUGUCAGUCACAAACCAGACUCGGCCUGACGACCAAGCUGUACACGCUGAACUCCAAAGCGGUGAGUGUGAUCGAGCUGUACGGCAUUUUGGAUCCCAUCACCCGCGACUGGACCGAUGGCAUCUUGUCCAACAUCUUCAGGGAAAUCAAUAAACCCACGGACAAGAAAGAGAGGAGGUACAUUCUAUUUGACGGUGAUGUGGAUGCUCUGUGGGUGGAGAACAUGAACUCUGUUAUGGAUGACAACAAGUUACUGACCCUGGCCAAUGGGGAACGCAUCCGGCUCCAGACACACUGCGCCUUGCUCUUUGAGGUGGGGGAUCUGCAGUACGCCUCGCCAGCCACGGUUUCUCGAUGUGGCAUGGUCUUUGUGGACCCCAAAAACCUGCGCUACCGACCCUUCUGGGAAAAGUGGGUCAAUCAGCGGCUAAACAAGACAGAGCAAGGAUUCCUACACAAGCUGUUUGACAAGUACAUACCUCACUGCCUCGAGAUGAUCCUAGAGGGGAUGGUGGAUGGCAAACAGGAAGAGAAGCUGAAAAUGAUUUUACCCCAAACGGAGCUGAACAUGGUCACCCAACUGGCGGUACUGUUGGAUUCUCUGCUGGAGAGAGAGAUGGAUAGCUUUGACGUGCUGGAGUGCUACUUUAUUGAGGCCAUGUACUGCUCCCUGGGAGGCACCCUCCUGGAGGAUGGUCGCAUUAAGUUUGAUCAGUACAUUAAGCGGCUUGCCUCCAUGUCCACCGUAGAUGCAGAAAAUAACCUGGCUGGUCCUGGAGAGAUCCCGGGUCAGUAUCCAACUAUCUUCGAUUUCCACUUUGAUGGGGAGAAGCUGAAGUGGGUGCCCUGGAAAAACCUUGUGACUAAAUAUGUCUAUGACCCACUAGUAAAGUUCGUAGACAUUCUGGUGCCGACCGUGGACACAACGCGGACUAACUGGCUCCUGGAGCAGAUGAUGAGAAUCAAACGGCCGGUGCUGUUGGUCGGGGAAUCUGGCACUUCCAAGACGGCCACCACACAGAACUGCCUGAAGAACCUCAACACUGACACCACACUGCUGCUGACGAUCAACUUCUCAUCGCGGACCACCUCCAUGAACAUACAGCGCAACCUGGAGGCCAACGUGGAGAAACGCACCAAGGACACGUACGGCCCCCCCAUGGGGAAGCGCCUCAUCGUCUUCAUUGAUGACAUGAACAUGCCGAGGGUUGAUGAAUACGGAACGCAGCAGCCGAUAGCUCUGCUGAAGCUGCUCCUGGAGAAAGGCGGGAUGUAUGAUCGCGCCAAGGAGCUGAACUACAAGAUCCUCAAAGACCUGGGCUUCGUGGCUGCGAUGGGGAAAGCUGGAGGAGGGCGGAAUGAAGUGGACCCUCGGUUUAUCUCCCUCUUUUGCGUCUUCAAUGUAACAUUCCCCGAGGAGGAGUCCCUGUUUCUGAUUUACUCCUCCAUCCUGAAAGGACACACCCUGAUCUUCAGCGAUGAAGUGCAAGGGAUCUGCGGUAAGAUGACUAACUGUACCCUGGAGCUCUACAAAAUCAUUGUGCAGGAAUUACCUCCCACCCCUUCCAAGUUCCACUAUAUCUUCAACCUGCGAGACCUCUCCAGGAUCUUCAACGGGCUGGUGCUCACCACCCCCGAGAGGUUUCACACAACCAGCCAGAUGGUGCGAGUAUGGAGGAACGAGGCCCUGAGAGUGUUCCACGACCGGCUCAUUGACGAAGUGGAUAAAACGCUGGUGCAAGGCCGCAUUGAGGAGAUCAUAAGGAAAUAUUUCCCGGCUGACCUGGAAGUGGCCAUGAGGGACCCCAUACUGUACGGAGAUUACAGGACCUUCCUGCACGAGGACGAGCCACGCAUCUAUGAAGAUAUUCAGGACUACGUGGCGGCCAAUGCACUGUUCCAGGAAAUCCUGGACGAGUAUAAUGAGAUCAAGGCUCACAUGAACCUGGUGCUGUUUGACGAUGCUCUGGAACACGUGACUCGCAUCCAUCGCAUCAUCCGGAUGGACCGGGGCCAUGCCCUGCUUGUGGGUGUGGGCGGGUCAGGCAAGCAAUCGCUCACCAAGCUGGCAGCAUUCACAGCCAACUGCGAUAUGUUUGAAAUUGUCCUGAGUCGUGGCUAUGGAGAGACUAACCUUCGAGAAGACUUGAAAGGUCUGUACCUCCGGCUGGGCAUUGAGAGCAAGCCCACCGUCUUCAUCUUCUCGGAUGCGCAUGUGGCAGAGGAGAGCUUCCUGGAGCUUCUAAACAACAUGCUGACCUCAGGCAUGGUGCCAGCACUGUUCCCAGACGAGGAGAAGGAGGCUAUUCUGGGGCAGAUCAGGGACGAAGCGACCAAAGCCGGUGUCAGCCCUGCCAAGGAGAGCAUCUGGCAGUAUUUCGUUAACAAGAGCGCUAGUAACCUGCACAUCAUCCUGGCUAUGUCACCUGUAGGAGACACCCUCCGCACACGCUGCCGAAACUUUCCAGGUCUGGUAAACAACACUGGCAUUGACUGGUUCUUACCCUGGCCCUCACAGGCCCUGUACGCUGUGGCCAAUGCCUUUGUAGGGAAGAACCACAUGAUCCCCUCACAUCUGACGGAGGAGGUGAUCGCCCACGUGGUCAUGGUGCACGAUUCCGUCAUCAGUUUCAGCCUCACCUUCCUGCAGAAACUCAGGCGCCAGAACUACGUGACUCCCAAAAACUUCCUGGACUUCAUCAAUACCUACACCCGAUUGCUGGAUGAAAAGGAUAAAUUCAUACUGGCUCAGUGUAAGCGUUUGGAGGGAGGACUGGACAAGCUGAAGGAGGCCAGUGUCCAGCUGGCGGAGUUAAACCUAAAGCUCGCUGAGCAGAAGAUCGUUCUGGCUGAGAAGACGGAGGCCUGCGAGAUGCUGCUGGCAGAGAUCGCAGCCAACACCGCUGUGGCCGAGGAGAAGAGGCAGCUCGCGGAGGAGAAAGCCGCUGAAAUCGAGGAACAGAACAAGGUGAUCGCGGUGGAGAAGAUGGAGGCAGAGAACGCGUUGGCCGAGGCCCUGCCGGCUUUGGAGGCCGCUCGCUUGGCCUUGCAGAGCCUGGAGAAGUCUGACGUGACUGAGAUCAGAUCGUUCGCGAAGCCCCCGAAGCAGGUCCAGAUCGUGUGCGAGUGCAUCCUGGUGAUGCGCGGCUACAAGGAGAUCAACUGGAAGUCGGCCAAAGGCAUGAUGUCAGACCCCAGCUUCCUGAGAACACUGCUAGAGAUGGACUGCGACGCCAUUGGGCAGCAGCAGGUCAAGACUGUCAAAGGCUUCCUCAAGAACCUGAACACCUCCCUUGAGGAGAUGCAGGCCAUCAGCAAGGCCGGCGCUGGCAUGUUCAAGUUUGUGGAAGCUGUGAUGGGCUACUGCGAAGUGGCGCGGGAGAUCAAACCCAAGCGCGAGAAGGUGGCCAGGCUGGAGCGUCACUAUUACCAGAGCAAGCGGGAACUGGAGAAGAUCCAGGCGGAGCUGGCUGCCAUCCAGAGAGAGCUGCAGGCCCUGAGCGACCGCUACGAGGCCGCCAUGAGGGGCAAGCAACAGCUGCAGGAGGAGGCAGAGAUCAUGGAGCGGCGGUUGAUCGCAGCGGACAAGCUGAUUCGAGGGCUGGGAUCAGAGAACAUCAGAUGGACCCAGGACCUGGAGGAGCUGAAGCAGCGGCGGGUGCAGCUGUUGGGUGACUGUUUGGUGUGUGCCGCCUUCCUCAGCUACGAGGGAGCCUUCAGCUGGGAGUUCCGCAAAGAGAUGAUUUACGAGAUCUGGCAGGAGGACGUGCGGCGCAGGGAGAUCCCCAUCAGCGAGUCCUUCCGCCUGGAAAACCUGUUGACAGACGAGGUGGAGAUCAGCAGGUGGGGCUCGGAAGGUCUGCCGCCCGAUGAACUGUCCGUCCAGAACGGCAUCCUCACCACUCAGGCCAGCCGCUUCCCCAUGUGCAUCGACCCACAGCAGCAGGCCUUAAAGUGGAUCAAGAAAAAGGAGGGAAAGUCCAAUUUGAAGAUCACUUCAUUUAACGAUCCUGAAUUCCUCAAAUUCCUGGAGAUGGCCAUAAAGUACGGAUUCCCUUUCCUCUUCCAAGAUGUGGAUGAAUACAUCGACCCCGUGAUCGACAAUGUCCUGGAAAAGAACAUCAAAGGCCAGCAAGGGCGAUAUUUUAUAAUCCUCGGGGACAAAGAGGUCGACUAUGAUCCUAAUUUCAGGAUGUAUCUCAACACCAAACUGUCAAACCCCAAAUACUCGCCAAGCGUGUUUGGGAAAGCCAUGGUGAUAAACUACACAGUGACGUUGACAGGUUUGGAAGACCAGCUACUCAGCGUUAUUGUGGCGUUUGAACGUAAAGAGCUCGAGGAACAGAGGGAACGCCUGAUCCAGGAGACCAGUGAGAACAAGAAACUGCUGAAAGACCUUGAGGACUCGCUCCUCCGUGAGCUGGCGACCUCCACUGGCAACAUGCUGGACAACGUGGAACUGGUGGAAACGCUAGAGGAGACCAAGUCUAAAGCUACCGAGGUGUUUGAGAAGCUAAAGCUGGCAGAGAAGACGGCUUUCGAUAUCGACAAGUUGCGAGAUGGUUAUCGACCGGCAGCUAAGAGGGGCGCCAUUUUGUUUUUUGUUUUAUCUGAAAUGGCGUUGGUUAACAGCAUGUACCAGUACUCCCUGGAGUCCUUCCUCGAGGUCUUUGGCAUUUCUCUCCGCAAAUCUAUGCCCAACUCCAUCCUUCCAAAGAGGCUGAAGAACAUUAUGAACACGUUAACCCAUAACAUGUAUAACUAUGGUUGCACAGGCCUGUUUGAGAGGCACAAGCUGCUGUUCUCAUUUAACAUGACUAUCAAGAUCGAGCAGGCAGAGGGCCGAGUGCCCCAGGAAGAGCUGGGCUUUUUUCUGAAGGGCAACCUCUCCCUGGAGAAGAGCAAGAAGAAGAAGCCGUGCACAUGGCUCCCAGACCAGGGGUGGGAGGACAUCAUCCAGCUCUCAAGUAUCUUCCCUGAGAUCUUUGGAUCGCUCGCAGAUGAACUGGAGAAUCACGAAGACACGUGGAAAUCUUGGUACGACCUCGAUUCCCCCGAGCAGGUCAAGUUCCCGCUCAAGUACAGGAAAAUUCUAAACAGUUUUCAGAAGCUACUGCUCCUGCGCUGUUUCCGUGUGGACCGUGUGUUUCGGGCAGUCAUGGACUACGUGACCGUCACAAUGGGAGAGAAGUUUGUUCAGCCUCCAGUCAUCAGCUUCGAAGCCAUCUUUGAGCAGAGCACCGCCAAUUCCCCCAUCGUCUUCAUCCUGAGCCCCGGCUCAGACCCGGCCUCCGACCUGACCAAGCUGGCGGAGAGGUCAGGCUUUGGGGCAAACAGGCUCAAGUUCCUCGCCAUGGGCCAGGGACAGGAGAAGGUGGCGCUGCAGUUACUGGAGAUCGCGGUGUCGCGAGGGCAGUGGUUGAUGCUGCAGAACUGUCACCUGCUGGUCAAGUGGCUGAAGGAGCUGGAGAAAGCGCUGGACCGAAUCGUAAAGGCUCACCCGGACUUCCGUCUCUGGCUCACCACAGACCCCAUCCGAGACUUCCCCAUCGGCAUCCUCCAGAAUUCACUCAAGGUUGUGACUGAGCCCCCCAAUGGGUUGAAGCUGAACAUGCGAGCGACUUACUUUAAGAUCAGCCAGGAAGCCUUGCAUGAGUGCCCGCAUCCCGCCUAUAAGACUCUGGUGUACGUGCUGGCGUUCUUCCACGCUGUGGUGCAGGAGCGAAGGAAAUACGGCAAGAUCGGCUGGAACGUGCCGUACGAUUUCAACGAGUCAGAUUUCCUGGUCUGCAUGGAGAUUCUCAACACUUACCUGACCAAGGCAGAAGAGCAGGGAGACACCAAAAUCCCUUGGGGCAGCCUGAAGUAUCUAAUCGGAGAGGUGAUGUACGGUGGGCGUGCCAUUGACAGCUUUGACAGGCGUAUUUUGACCAACUACAUGGACGAAUAUUUGGGGGACUUCAUCUUCGACACCUUUCAGCCUUUCCAUUUCUUCUGCAACGACGAGGUUGACUACAGGAUCCCAGACGAUGGGCCCAAAGAUGAUUAUACUGCUGAAAUUGAAAGUCUGCCACUUGCCAACACCCCGGAGGUGUUUGGCCUCCAUCCCAACGCUGAGAUCGGCUACUAUACUCAGGCAGCUCGAAGCAUGUGGAAACAUCUGAUCGACUUGCAGCCACAGACAGGGGAGUCCAGUGGCGGCAUGGGGCGGGAUGAGUACAUCGGGCAGGUGGCCAAGGACAUCGAAAACAAACUGCCAGUGGUCUUUGACCUGGACCAGAUCCACAAGAAGUUUGGGAUCGACAUCAUGCCCACCACAGUGGUCUUACUGCAGGAGCUGCAGCGCUUCAAUAAACUGAUUGUCAGCAUGGUUCGCUCGCUGGCGGAACUGCAGAGGGCGCUGGCCGGAGAGGUUGGCAUGAGCAGCCAACUGGACGAAGUGGCUCGAUCUCUCUACAUCGGUAAACUUCCCAGCAUCUGGAGAAAGCUGGCCCCAGACACACUCAAGUCUCUCGGCAACUGGAUGAUCCACUUCAAGCGGAGGUUUGACCAGUACAUCUCAUGGGUUGAGGAGGCGGAGCCCAAUGUGAUCUGGUUGUCAGGGCUUCAUAUCCCCGAAUCCUACCUCACGGCGCUGGUUCAGGCUACCUGCCGCAAGAACAGCUGGCCCCUGGACCGCUCCACCCUCUACACCCAGGUCACUAAAUACAACACAGCCGAGGAGGUCUUAGAGAGGCCAGGACAAGGCUGCUUUGUUUGUGGCUUGUACCUGGAGGGAGCGAACUGGGACAUCGAGGAGGGCUGUCUGGUCAGGAGUAAACCCAAGGAGCUGGUGGUGGAGCUCCCUGUCCUCAAGGUCAUCCCCAUCGAAGCCCAUCGCCUCAAACUGCAGAAUACAUUCAGGACGCCUGUGUACACAACCUCCAUGCGACGCAACGCAAUGGGAGUGGGGCUGGUGUUCGAAGCGGAUCUCUUCACCACGAGACACAAUUCCCACUGGGUCCUACAAGGCGUCUGCCUGGCUCUCAACUCUGACUGAAGCACAUCAGAGCAUCGCAUUCUGUUAAACACUUAUGUUUUUUACCGGUUACCGUCUCAUACAGAGCACGAUAUCGCAACUGUAAAUGUUUGGAAGUUUUCAAAUGUUACUUUUAAUUUAAUUUAAAGUGAAUUGGAUUAAAAAUAUUAAAAAUAAUAUUAAAAAUAAUUAAAAAUAAUAAUUCACACACAGAACUCGGGAGUGUCCCUGGAGUCAGAACCCAGGUGCUUGAGGGCCAGAGUUCCUAUUAGUCAUACACACAUUUACUGGACGUAUUCACUUUAUACCUUCGUGCAAUCUGAAUUUUACUGUUUGUGGUUUUUAUACAGAAAAAAACAUUUCCCUUUUAAUAAAAAUAACAGUUAA